UUUGUUUCUUGUGCUGCCCACAUUUUGAGUUCCAAAAACAAAUCUGAAUACAAAUACUAAGCAUUGUGUGGAAUUCUACUUGUUUACUCCUCCAGCCUUCGGAGCCCCUUCCAUCUCUCUGUUUGUGUAUUGUUUCGUGUGAUUUGAAGUUUGUUUGUUUGUGUUUGAGUGAAUGAGUGAGUGUGUGUGUGAGUUUGGUGUAGUUUUGAUCGGUGAUAGUUUUGUUCGAGUGGGAUUUUUUGUUGAUCGAUUGUGGGUUGAGUGGAGGGGAGAAGUAAAGGGAAAUGGGAAACGAAGAGGAGACAUGGGUUGUGAUGAAGACGGCCAGAGCGCCCAGCAACAUUGCGGUGAUCAAGUAUUGGGGCAAGCGCGAUGAGAAGCUCAUCUUGCCUAUUAAUUCCAGUAUCAGUGUGACGCUGGAUCCCGAGCAUCUGUCUGCCACUACUACCGUUGCUGCCAGUCCUGCGUUUGAGAAGGACCGUCUCUGGCUCAAUGGCAAGGAAGUUUCAGUGGAAGGAGUGAGGUACAAAAACUGUUUGAGAGAGAUGCGGGCACGCGCCACAGACGUGGUGAUUGAAUCGAGUGGAAAGGUCAUUCGUAAAGAAGAUUGGAACUCUCUUCACAUCCACAUUGCUUCCGAAAACAACUUCCCUACUGCGGCGGGUUUGGCCUCUUCAGCUGCCGGGUUUGCUUGCUUAGUUUAUGCUCUUGCUCAACUGAUGGGAGUACAGGAGAAAUACGAAGGAGAGCUCACUGCAAUUGCACGGCUUGGAUCCGGAAGUGCUUGUCGCAGCCUUUACGGUGGAUUCGUCGAAUGGAAAAUGGGUCAGGAAAUAGAUGGGACGGACAGCAUUGCGGUGCAGCUCGCGGAGGAAUCACAUUGGAAAGAUCUCGUCAUUAUCAUUGCGGUGGUGAGUUCACGUCAAAAGGAGACAAGUAGUACUUCUGGAAUGCAGGAAAGUGUCAAGACCAGUCCACUUCUUAAGUAUCGAGCUGAGGAGGUGGUGCCAAAACGCAUUGUGCAGAUGGAGAAAGCCAUCAAAUCCAUGAACUUCACAGAGUUUGCAAAGAUAACCUGCGCAGAUAGCAACCAGUUUCAUGCAACCUGCCUGGACACGUCCCCUCCAAUUUUCUAUCUAAACGACACUUCUCGAAAACUCAUAGGGUUAGUAGAGCGAUGGAAUCGUCACGCAGGAGAACCACAGGUUGCCUACACGUUUGAUGCUGGUCCGAAUGCGGUAAUGUUUGCCAAGAACAAAGAAGUUGCAGCGCAGCUGCUUCAGCGCCUUCUGUACCAGUUCCCUCCAUCCGCGGAUACUGAUAUUUCCAGAUAUGUUCACGGCGAUCAAAGUAUUUUGGAGUCUGCUGGCGUGAAUUCCUUGAAGGACAUCGACUCCCUUUCUGCGCCAGCUGAGGUGGCUGGCAUUCCCAAUUUGCAGAGGAUACCUGGAGAGGUUGACUAUCUCAUAUGCACUAAUGUUGGGAAAGGUGCAUAUGUAUUGGGCGAGCAGGGUGCAAACCUGAUAGACCCUGUUUCUGGUCUUCUGAAAAAGUAAUAGCAUUUAGUAUCAGGUGCUAAUUUGUUCUGGAUCAAGCUCGCUCCAUCAUGCUAAUUCAUUGGUUACUGCCACCAAAAUGAGUUCUAUCCUUUUGUCGCACGUUGUAGAAUUCAAUCUGUGAUUUCAUUUCCAGAGGAAUUUAGAAGUGAAAAAUAUUCUGGUUCACAACCUUCAGUCCAAAUUUUGGCUUGUGAGGCAGAGAAAUCGGAGUGUUUCUAGACAUCUAACACUUGGACAUAUGUCGCCUGGAUACCAUAUGUAAGCUAAGAUUAUGAAUCCUUUUAAGGUA
This is a messenger RNA of Physcomitrium patens, 1848 nucleotides long. Its product is annotated as diphosphomevalonate decarboxylase MVD2, peroxisomal. The record is from RefSeq and is a predicted model, not a curated record. Gene Ontology annotation, molecular function: diphosphomevalonate decarboxylase activity. Gene Ontology annotation, biological process: isoprenoid biosynthetic process; isopentenyl diphosphate biosynthetic process, mevalonate pathway. NCBI's taxonomy places the organism in Eukaryota, Viridiplantae, Streptophyta, Bryopsida, Funariales, Funariaceae. Gene Ontology annotation, cellular component: cytosol.